Cynara cardunculus var. scolymus (artichoke) is the source of this 2763-nucleotide messenger RNA. Its product is annotated as glutamate receptor 2.8-like. The transcript is spliced from 5 exons. Lineage: Eukaryota; Viridiplantae; Streptophyta; Magnoliopsida; Asterales; Asteraceae. The record is from RefSeq and is a predicted model, not a curated record. Gene Ontology annotation, cellular component: plasma membrane. Gene Ontology annotation, molecular function: signaling receptor activity; ligand-gated monoatomic ion channel activity. The coding region runs from base 1 to 2646 and encodes 881 amino acids.
AUGCAUAGUUUUAUAAGUUACCUGAUCCUUUCUUUGGUUGCUUUCUGGUUGCCAUGUUUUCUUCUGCAAGCAGCCGUAGCCACCGGAAGCUUAAUUAAGCCACCAGAAUUACUCAGAAACGAAACGGGGAUCACUGGAAUUGGUGUCAUUCUUGGCCAGACUUCUAGACCUGGUAAAGAGACCAAAGUGUCGAUUGAAAUAGCAAUUCAAGAUUUCAACAUAAAAGCCAAUUGGUCAUCGGUGUUAUAUUUUCAAAACUCUCUAAACAAGCCUUCUCGCACAGCUUUUGCAGUGAAAGAACUUAUUAACGAUAAUGGUGUGAAAGCUAUUCUGGGGGGUCAUACAUGCGAAGAAGCAUCUGCCAUUGCCGAGGUUAUUAGCGAAGUGGACGAUGAUAUCCCACUAUUUCUUUCGCUAGCUGAUAUGACUCCGCCACAGGCAACAGAUCAAUGGCCGUUUCUUGUUCAAACUGUUCCUUCCAAAUCCAUACAGAUGAAUGCAGUGGCUGCCGUUUUACAGUCAUGGGGUAUUCAUCAAGUUACGCUCAUAUAUGAAACCUCGCAUCUUGCUUACCCAUCAUCAUCAAUCAUCUCUCAUCUCUCUCAGGCAUUUCAACAAACAGGUUGCGAGUUAACCCUUAUCUUACCACUCUCAUCUGGUCCACGUUUCUUAAACAAAGAGGUUGAGGUACUCAAGAGACAAAAAAGUCGUGUCUUUAUAAUUCACACAUCUCUUGAACUUGGGAUUCGGCUCUUUCAGACGGCCAAGAAGAUGGAAAUGACUGGAAAUGAGUAUCUAUGGAUAGCGACUAAUGAAAUCACAGAUCUUUUUCAUUCCAUUAAUUCCAAUGUGAUUUCUUCAUUAAAAGGCAUGGUUGGAGUCAAAAGCUACUUCCCGGAAAACACCCCAGAAUUUCUAGAUUUCAGAAAAAGAUUCCGUCAAAAGUUCAGUUCCGAUUACCCAGAAGAAGAGCAGGACGAACCUGGAAUCUUUGCCGUGCAAGGAUAUAACGCCGUGAAAUUGUUAGGAGAAGACUCGCCUGAAAUAUUCCAUCACUGGAAAGCAAUUCCGGCCACCACAGUGGAGAUUGUUAGCGUGAAUGGAAAGGGAUACCUAAGUGUGUACUGGACCGAAGGAUUAGGAUUUUCGGAGACCAUUGAUGGCAUCCAUCGAGCAACAACUUACACCCAUUCUAUGGAUGAGGUGGAACAAGCUCUAUGGCCGGUGCAACCAUUGUAUGCUCAUAGACGCCACCGGAAUCUCGCCGAAAGCUCGAAGAAUCUGAUGACGGUCGGCGUUCCUGAGCAUUCUCUGUUUAACCAAUUCGUGAAAGUGGAAUUUAAUCAUGAGAAGAAAGAGUAUGAGUUCAGUGGAUUCGUAAUCGCUGUGUUUGAAGAAAUGAUGAGAAAAAUGAAUCAACCAUUUAAGUAUCAACGCUUCAAUGGUUCAUAUGAUGAUUUGAUUAAAGAAAUACCUAAAGAGACGUUUGAUGCAGUAGCCGGUGACGUAACGAUCUUGUCGGAAAGACACAAGUCCGCGGACUUCACCCAACCGUUCACCGAGUCGGGUUUGCAGAUGAUCGUACCCGUAAGAUACCGAAUCUCAAACCAGGCAUGGUUAUUCUUGAAGCCUUUCACUGCAGAAAUGUGGUGGUUAAGUGCAGCAAUCACCAUUUACAAUGGCUUCAUCAUCUGGUUGAUAGAGAGGAAACAUUCUGAAGAUCUUCGAGGCUCCAUCAUAACCCAAAUUGGAAUCGUCUUUUGGCUUGCAUUUACGACACUCUUCACUUUGCGCGGCGAUAGGCUGCAUAGCAAUUUAUCGAGGAUGGCAGUAGUCAUGUGGCUCUUCGUGGCACUAAUCAUCACUCAGAGCUACACGGCUAACUUGUCGAGCAUGCUCACGGCUCAGAGGCUUGAACCAGUGAUAACCAGCGUUGAGAAGCUCAGAAACAUGGACGCAACAGUGGGAUACUGCAAUGGAUUGUUUAUAGGCGCCUACCUAAGGGAUGUUCUAGAUUUUAAGAACAUCAGUGUCAAGAGUUAUAACUCAACCCAUCAAUACGCUGAGGCCCUGAACAGUGGUGAAAUCAAAGCUAUCUUUCUUGACGUUCCUUCAACUAAAGUUUUUCUAGCUCAGUAUUGCAAACGCUUCAUCAGAACCGGAGAGACCUUCAAAGUGGGAGGUUUCGGAUUCGCAUUUCGUAAGGGGUUUAAUCUUUCAGACGCAAACGCAGCACUAAUGGAAAUGACAGAAAGUAGAAAACUUAAAGAACUCGAAGACACCUUUCUGAUCUCUGAAAAGUGUGUGGAUGAAGAAUCUUCGCUGGAUAAAGACACCAGGCUUAGCCCUCGUAGCUUUUGGGUACUAUUUGAGUUAACCGGAGGGACAUCAACGGUUGCUCUAGCCAUCUACAUCAUUAUCAAUAUCAGAGAAUUUAAAAAAUCUACUGAGGAACACACAAGUUUCAUCAAAAUCAUAUCAGCAUUUAUCAAAUAUUGGCAACAACUAACGAGAAGAUCAAGCAAAGUUGUCAAUGUAGAGAGUGAUAGAUACAUGCGAAACGUCGAUCAACGGACUCAAGAUGACACGGAUGGUUUAGAAUUAGUCGAAUUCCCUAACCGUAUAUAUUAUCAGGUUAGGAUCUAGUUGCAGAUAUGAUAAUAGGUUUAUUGUUGAUUUUUGGCAAGUAAACUUCAGAAUAUACAAUAUGUCUUCUGUAAAGCAACUUCUGCACAUAGAUAUUUAAUGAACUUCAAUGUACUU